Molecule: messenger RNA, 4966 nt
Organism: Acipenser ruthenus (sterlet)
Lineage: Eukaryota; Metazoa; Chordata; Actinopteri; Acipenseriformes; Acipenseridae
Product: neurabin-1-like
Exons: 20
Coding region: 315-4208 (1297 amino acids)
Biological process (GO): neuron projection development; calcium-mediated signaling; actin filament organization
Cellular component (GO): actin cytoskeleton; cytoplasm; postsynaptic density
Molecular function (GO): actin filament binding
Source: RefSeq, a predicted model, not a curated record
UGUUAGAAUUGAAACAGCAGUCUGUCAAACUGGUUGGUGACACAGGUUGGAGUACGACAUGUGGAGAAAAAAAAAAGCAAAUAAAAAAGGAAACAGACAGCCGAAGAUUUUCCAGCUACAUGCCACUGUCUCUUGAUGUAAUGUACCAACCGGAACGACGUGGAGUCUUUUGACCACUAUCUGUUCUCUAUGAGAAAAGACAUGCAACAACACCUGAAAACACCUUUAUAAUUAGAUGCCUGAAAAAAAAAUGUGCAGGAUUUGAAACUCUUGAUAUGCAGAUUGUGUCUCCUGCACUGAAAUAAAAAAAAAAAAUGAUGAAAACAGAGGCAUCAGGAGAAAGAUCAACCCUUCGAAGUGCCUCUCCUCACCGGAAUGCGUACAAGACGGAAUUUCAGGCACUCAAAAGCACAUUUGACAAGCCCAGAAUCGAUGGAGAACAAAAACCAAAGGCAGGAACUCAGAACACUCAGCAGACUAGAGGGAGAAGAUAUGGCUCCAAUGUUAACAGGAUCAAGAAUAUAUUUCUGCAAAUGGAAUCAGGACCAAAUGACAGUACUGGGACGCCAUCUAAAGCGAAGGGAAAACUAGGUACUUCUCCUCAAAAGAUACAAAAGCCCAAAGACUUUGUGGAUAAAGUGGAUGGAUCGAUUGUAAAAGUGGUAACCACAGUUGGCAAGCAGGUUAGCAAAUGUGACACUCGUCGGGAUGGACCCUGUCAUUCCAAAUUCUCUGAAACGCGGAAGAUGUUUGAGCAGACCAGCUGUACAACAUCUUUAAACAAGGACAAAAAAGGUUCUCAAGAGUGUCUGGAUGACUGGAGGGUAUCCCGUUCUAACAGAAGCAGCACAGAUUCUCUGGACAGCUUGUGUUCAAGGACAGAGGCCUCUUCUCCAACAGUAAGCCAGCUCAGCGCUGUGUUUGAAAAUGUUCAACAACAAAAUGGAAGCUUGUUGGAAAAGUCUGAUGAUGGGGGACACAACAAGCUUAGUGAGGAGGACUGUAGCCUGCAGCAAUCACAAGUUCAAAGAAAUCAGGAUUUUGUUGAGUGUAAACAAAGAAUUCCACCUUCCUCAUCUUCAGAGGACCUCUUAAGCUCCAGUCCUUUGUCAGAUAAAACAGAAGAAAUGGGUCAUCUGGGAACUGGGGGGCAAGACAAAAAUGAAUUUGUUCUUAGUAACACUGUUGAUUUAGAUGCUUUGAAUAGCACUAGACCAGUGGGAACAGUGACAGAUACAGAGUGUCCAUUAUCACAAUGUCCUGACCUCCAAGACAAAUCAAAGAGAAUGACUGCACAGAAUGAAAUGGUGGUGGGUCAAAAGGAAUUAACAGGAAGUGAGGACUCCUCAGUUUGCUUUGAGACUGAGAUCACUGAGUGUACUGACUUCAGUUCUACCUGGGUUUCUGAUGACCAGGUAAAUGACAUACAUGUAGGAUAUGCAGAAAACAAGAAGAUAGUUGAUACUCCUGAUAGAGACAUUUGUAAUCAGGGUUGGGGUGAAAGCUAUACAGAACCUGAGGAUCAAGGAGGCAGUGAUGAGAGCAACUAUUAUGAACUGGAUAACAGUACUUGGGAAAUUCCUGGCUUGCCUGAAGAAGAAGAAAAAGAAGAAGAGAUCCCUUCAAAUAGAAAAAUUAGAUUUAGCACAGCUCCAAUCAAGGUCUUCAAUACAUAUUCAAAUGAAGAUUAUGACAGGAGGAAUGAGGAGGUGGACCCAGUGGCUGCCUCAGCGGAAUAUGAGCUUGAAAAGCGUGUGGAAAGGCUGGACCUUUUCCCUGUCGAGCUUGAGAAAGAUGAGGAAGGCCUGGGGAUCAGUAUCAUUGGCAUGGGAGUUGGUGCUGAUGCAGGUCUGGAAAAACUUGGCAUUUUCAUCAAAACGGUCAUAGAAGGAGGAGCAGCUCAGAGGCACGACAGAAUCCAGGUUAAUGACCAGAUUGUGGAGGUGGAUGGAAUCAGCCUGGUGGGAGUAACACAGAACUUUGCUGCUGCUGUCCUCAGAAACACAAAAGGCACAGUCAGGUUCCUUAUUGGACGAGAGAAACCUGGACAGUCUAGUGAGGUUGCUCAUUUAAUAAGCCAGACUCUGGAGCAGGAGCGACGUCAAAGAGAGAUGAUGGAGCAGCAAUAUGCACAGUAUGAUGCAGAUGAUGAUGAGACGGGGGAAUACGCCACAGAUGGUGAAGAGGAUGACACAGCCCCAGAACUCAAAGGUGCAGAAAUGGCAAUAGAAGUUUUUGACCUGCCUGAAACAGAGGAUAUGUUUUCCCCAACAGAGCUGGACACCACAAAACUUUCCCAUAAAUUCCGAGAGUUACAAAUCAAGCAUGCGGUCACUGAAGCAGAAAUUCAGAAGUUGAAGCACAAGUUGCAGACUGCUGAAAGUGAGAAAGUCCGAUGGGAGUGCGAGAAGAACCAGCUGAAACAAAGCAUUGAGGACAACAAGAGCAGGAUGCUGCAGCUGGAGAGUUACUGGAUUGAAGCGCAGACUCUCUGCCACACCGUCAACGAGCAUCUCAAAGAGACCCAGAGCCAGUACCAGGCCUUGGAGAAGAAAUACAACAAAGCAAAGAAACUCAUAAAGGACUUUCAGCAAAAGGAACUAGAUUUUGUCAAACGUGAAGAAGUUGAAAGGAAGAAGUUUGAAGACACAGAGAGAGCACACCUGGUAGAGAUCAAGGGACUGCAAACUCGGAUCUUGGAUCUGGAGAUAGAACUCUUUAGACUGAUGAAGCAAAAUGUGACUCAGGUGAACAACAACAAUAACAUUGCAGAGAGCCGGUCCUCCCAUGGGUUUGUGAGGAGAGGUCCCUCAGGAGAAGCAAUAGAAAGCUUGGAAGGAAGGCAGAAGUCUUGUCAGGCUGGCCCAAAUGGGGAUUUUAAUGAAGCCGUCCCUGAAACAGAAAGGCUAGACAGUAAUGUGUUGAAGGCACGGGUGCAGCAUUCGGUGAAGAGUAAAAGACACAGGCCCUCACGAGCCAGGCUGCGGGACAGUGUCAGCUCCACUGAUGGGGAGGACAGCCUGGAGAGGAGGACAACUAAAAUCCGGGAGCUGUCGCUAUCAGCCAGCAACCAACCCCGGACUACACUGCACUACUGUUUCACUAAUUGCUAUUUUAAUGAAGCCGUCCCUGAAACAGAAAGGCUAGACAGUAAUGUGUUGAAGGCACGGGUGCAGCAUUCGGUGAAGAGUAAAAGACACAGGCCCUCACGAGCCAGGCUGCGGGACAGUGUCAGCUCCACUGAUGGGGAGGACAGCCUGGAGAGGAGGGCUUUGGCUGGUUCUGGCAGCCCCUUGCUCAGUGCCAGGUCCCCUCUCCCUGUGACUCUGAGAACCUGUUCAGCUGCAUCAGACUCGGGUGCCUCCUCCCUGUCCACUGCAGCCCUCUCAUCUGAAUAUACACCAGAAAACCAGGAGGAAGGGCAGGAGCACCAUCACCCACAGCAGAGUAAAGAAAGGGAAGAUCUUCAGUCUCCAGUGCUUUCCAGCCCUUCCCUUGGACAGGAAGAAAAGGCUAAAAGAAAGCUUAUUGACCUUGGGGCUCCCCAGCGAUGGAGCUCUGGCAACGGGAAGAAGGGGAGAGAGAAUGAUAAAGAAGCUAAAAGGUUAUCAUCUGAAAGCAGGGCUUCUAAAGAGACCCAGGAACACUCAGUGACAACCUCCUCAGAGGGAGCGACCUCCUCCUUCCGGCUCCCUUGUGUACUGCUCCCCUGGUUUGGAGAAGGGGCCAAGGAUUCCACAUCAUCAAGCAACUUUCCCUCUCUCACCAGCUCGACAGAGCCUUCCUAUGAAAACAGCCCAGAAAAACACAAAGCCAAGAUUCUUGAUGAGGGACAGUCACCGAAACACAACCAGUGGCAGAAUCGAACUGUUCUCGAAUGGAGCUGCAAGCAGGUUUCACAUUGGUUGAUGGGACUAAACUUGGAACAAUACAUACCAGAGUUCACUGCCAAAAACAUUGAUGGGGAGCAGCUUCUUCAGCUAGAUGGGAGCAAACUGAAGUCCCUUGGUAUUACUACUUCCCAAGAUCGAGUACUUCUCAAAAAGAAAAUUAAAGACCUGAGGGUAUACAUGGAGAAGGCUCGCAAGACCAGAGAGAAACUGGAAAAGCACAGGGAAAAGCUACGCAAGAAAGAACAAGAGCAUCUGAAGAAGCAAGCUAAAGCAGGCAAGCCCUUAGCAGGACCAAGAGAGGGCAGCACUGAGUAAAACUUCAACCCUACUGAUUGCUUGGAGGAUUGUGAUACCUGAAAGACUCAAACCUGGAUCUGCUAUUCUAGAAACAUCAUCCUUCUUAAUACUACGGUACUAUUAAUGCUCUUACAAAUACAUUUGGCUCUGAGGUGGAAAUUCUGAUGCUUCAGUUAUUUUAUUUAGAUUUCUUGUGCUCAGUUAUAUUACCUUUAGCUGGAGCUGCACUUUUGGAACAGGGUUGAUCCACUCAUUGGACUCUGUCUAGUCAUCCUAGAGAUUCAUCAGGAAGCCAGCCAAGCAACAGCAAGGUGAACUGCCUGUUUAUGAAAGUGCAUUAGAGCUUCUUCAUGUUGGGGUGAUCUUACUAUCUGCACCAGUAUCUCUCAGCAGUGUACAUGAACUGUAUCUGUUAACUAAUACUAUUACUGGAUUACUCUCUCUUCUGAAUUAUAUUGUAUGUCUUGAUUCUUUGGUCUGUGUUAUACUGGUGUCUUAACUGAAACAAAGUGGUAUCAUUUUAAUAAUACAAAUUGUAAAAAUGGUAUGUUCACAAUAUUUUACAUGUAUAUCUGCAUAACUCUGGUGUCUGUAUCAAUGUGAUCUUGCUGGGGUUCUGUAAAUGACAAAACUGGUACCUGUGGGGUUAGUUUUUAUUUGAAUUUAGAAGUGUAGGACUGGUCUUUUAAUCAUGUUUUACUACGAUUCUUAAAAGCAUAAUCACCUGUGUAAAUUGCUAUAAUUGUAUUACAUGUUCUUGCAAUUGUUAACAAACA